AUGCAAAGUAUUCUCUGCUGGUCUCUGAUAAUUCAGGCAGCCUUGGGUGCCAUCCUCACUGCGCGGAAUGCGACCAUUGCUUGCAACAACUCUCCACAACUCUGCUCAAGAGCCUACUCCAAUAUCACACAGCUCGGUGCCCACGACAGUCCCUUCCUCAACAAUGCCUCCGCUUCCAACAGCAUAACGUUCAGCGAUGCCGGCAAUCAGAACGUCAACAGUGUAGCUCAGCUCGCAGCUGGCGUCCGCCUUCUCACUGCACAAGUUCAUAACAAUAAUGGGGCAUGGCAUCUCUGCCAUACUAGCUGCAGCUUGCUGGAUGCCGGGACGCUGAGUGCUUGGUUAUCGACGAUUAAGACGUGGAUGGACGAUAAUCCUAACGACGUGGUCACGAUCCUAUUGGUGAAUUCGGACGACGCAUCAGCAGAGGAUCUCAAGGCAGAGUUCGAAGCCGCAAAUAUUACUUCUUACGGGUACCAGCCGCCUUCAAGCACUACCGCCUUAGCUACCUGGCCUACUCUGCAAGAGAUGAUCUCCAACAAUUCUCGGCUGGUGACCUUCGUGGCGGAUUUAGACCCUUCGACGAAUACAGUCGCUCCCUACCUACUUGACGAGUUCACUUUUGUGUUUGAGAAUCCGUACAACGUGACCAGCUCGUCCAAUUUCUCUUGCGUCGCAGAUAGGCCACCAGCGGUAUUCGGGCAGACGGCCACAGCCAUAUCAUCUGGGCGUUUGCCACUUGUGAACCAUUUCCUCGACACAAACGAAGGGUUGGGUAUCGACAUCCCAGAUACUGCGAAUGUCACCACAACCAACGGCAAGACAGGCGCUGGAAGCUUAGGGGUCGCAGCCUCUGAUUGCUCCGCCGCUUACGGCAAGGCCCCUGCAUUCCUGCUCGUCGACUUCUUUGAUGAGGGUUCUGCCAUCAGCGUAGUCAACGGUUUGAAUGGGAUAUCAACGACCGCAGUAGGACAGACCCAGCCUUCAGUCACCCCUACCUCAAGCAGCGGCGCUAGCGGCAUUUCGAACCUCGGAUUCGGCAGCUAUGGCUGGCUGGCUGUACUGUUUGUUACGUGGCUCGCACAUCAGAUAUGA
This is a messenger RNA of Letharia columbiana, 1095 nucleotides long. RefSeq lists its product as uncharacterized. The transcript has a single exon. Gene Ontology annotation, biological process: lipid metabolic process. The record is from RefSeq and is a predicted model, not a curated record. Bases 1 to 1095 code for a protein of 364 amino acids. Gene Ontology annotation, molecular function: phosphoric diester hydrolase activity. NCBI's taxonomy places the organism in Eukaryota, Fungi, Ascomycota, Lecanoromycetes, Lecanorales, Parmeliaceae.